Messenger RNA from Sphaeroforma arctica JP610, 909 nucleotides. RefSeq lists its product as hypothetical. The transcript is spliced from 2 exons. Lineage: Eukaryota; Ichthyosporea; Ichthyophonida. Bases 82 to 909 code for a protein of 275 amino acids. The record is from RefSeq and is a predicted model, not a curated record.
GUGGGUAGCACAUGCGAAGUUACAUAAGUGGGUAGCACAUGCGAGCAUACACACGUGGGUAGCACAAGUACGGUUAUACCAAUGGGUAGCUCAUGCGAGAUCACUUCAGUGGGUAGCACAUGCGAAGUUAUAUCAGUGGGUAGCACAUGCGAGCUUAAACACGUGGGUAGCACAUGCGAAGUUACACCAUUGAUUAUCAUAAAUGAUGUCACACCACUGGGUAGCCCAUACGAGAUCACUUCAGUAGGUAGCACAGGCCAAGGUACACGUCAAUACAAUGGUAGCAACUGCAAAGAUGCACGUCAGUACAAUGGUAGCAACUGCAAAGAUGCACGUCAAUACAAUGGUAGAAACUGCAAAGAUACACGUCAAUACAUAGUAGCAACUGCAAAAAUGCACGUCAAUACAAUGGUAGCAACUGCAAAGAUGCACGUCAGUACAAUGGUAGCAACUGCAAAGAUGCACGUCAGUACAAUGGUAGCAACUGCAAAGAUGCACGUCAAUACAAUGAUAGCAACUGCAAAGAUGCACGUCAAUACAAUGGUAGCAACUGCAAAGGUACACGUCAAUACAAUGGUGGCAACUGCAAAGAUGCACAUCAAUACAAUGGUAGCAACUGCAAAGGUCCACGUCAAUACAAUGGUAGCAACUGCAAAGAUGCACGUCAAUACAAUGGUAGCAACUGCAAAGAUGCACGUCAAUGCAAAGAUGCACGUCAAUACAAUGGUAGCAACUGCAAAGAUGCACGUCAAUGCAAAGAUGCACGUCAAUACAAUGGUAGCAAAAGAUGCACGUCAAUACAAUGGUAGCAAAGAUGCACGUCAAUACAAUGGUAGCAACUGCAAAGAUGCACGUGUAGUAGGUAGUUGGAAUAAAGAUUUUCGUAGCACUCAGCAUAUGAGAAUGUAG